AGGUGAUUGCAUAUCUUUCCUUUAUCUAUCUAUAUAUAGUUACAUACUCUUAAUUGAAAGAAUACAAUGAAAUAUUUUAAUUACUUAAUUGAUUAAGAUGUUGACUGUGCUCGUGGUGAUACUGGCACUUGCAUUUAUUUUCAAAAUACACGUUCGUAACAAGUACUCAUACUGGCAGACGAAGAAGAUACCAUACGUACAGCCACAUUUCCCGCUGGGAAACGCAGAAAAUCCCUUCAGUCGCAAACGACAUUUCGGAGAAUGGCUCCAGAUGCUGUACCGUACGUUCAGGGAACAGAACACGAAACUAGCCGGAAUUUACAUCGGUACAAGUCCGUAUUAUUUUCCAGUAGACCCCGACGUAAUCAAAUGCAUCAUCCAAACGGAUUUCCACCAUUUUCCCGAUCGCGGUUUCUAUUACAAUGAGAAGGACGAUCCGCUAAGUGCCCAUCUGUGCGUCAUUGGUGGGGAAAAAUGGAAAAACCUGCGGGCCAUGCUAACCCCGACCUUUACGUCGGGUAAGAUGAGGAUGAUGUUUGAUACUUUACUAAAGUGCACCGACCCUAUGGAGAAAAGUAUGAGUGAAGUCGGUGAGAAGGGACUACCAGUUGACAUAAAGGAUGUUGCUGCACGUUUCACUACCGAUGUUGUCGGUUCUUGCGCGUUUGGAUUGGAGUGUAACAGUUUCGAAAGUGUUGACGCCGCGUUUCGUGUCCACGGUCGGAAGAUCUUUUCACCACGAACCAAAAUGGAAACACUCAAGAUUCUGUUUUUGACCGCAAGCCCUGUGUGGGGUAGAAGACUGGGGUUGUCAUUGUUUCCAAAGGAAAGCACCGAGUUUUUCUUCAACAUUGUCAAGCAGACCGUUGAAUACCGACGCGGGAAUGGCAUACACCGCAACGACAUCUUACAAAUUCUGAUGGAGGUUGGCGAAUCCGAUGGGGAACACUCACUCACAAUAGCAGAAAUAGCAGCCCAAGCGUUCGGUUUUUUCGUGGCCGGUUUCGAAACAUCUUCCACGACUAUGUCAUUUUUCCUUUACGAGUUAGCGCUGAACGCUGAUUUGCAGCAGAAGGUGCGAGAUGAAAUAAAAUUGGUUUUAGGAAAGCACGCCGGGAAGGUAACGUACGAAGCAAUCAUGGAGAUGAAGUUUAUGGACCAGGUCAUCAGUGAAACACUGAGAAAGUAUCCACCCCUCUCUUUUUUGACAAGACAGUGCGUUAAGAACUACCGCCACCCGAGUCACGACGUUGAAAUUAAAACUGGCGACAUGAUCCUGAUCUCCCUACUGGCUCUUCAUAGAGACCCCGAAUACUUUCCCGACCCCGAAACGUUUGACCCGGAGAGAUUUUCAGACGAAAACAAGAACAGCAUCCGGCCUUUCUCGUAUAUUCCGUUCGGAGGGGGACCUCGGGGUUGUCUUGGUGUGAGAUUCGGAAGACUUCAGACGAAGGUUGGGCUGACGUGUUUGUUAAAAAACUACUCGUUUUCUCUCAAUCCAAAAUCGCGAAUUCCUCUUACGUUCGACAAGUAUAGCUUUAUACUAUCCGCGGAAAAGCCAAUUUUUCUAAAUAUUGAAAAACUUCAUGCAGGUAGGGCGUAAAAAGUAUUUCCAAAGGCCUUGUAUAUCAUUAAUAAGGAAUAAAUUAUUGAAGAAGUUU
Photinus pyralis (common eastern firefly) is the source of this 1661-nucleotide messenger RNA. RefSeq names its product probable cytochrome P450 6a13. The record is from RefSeq and is a predicted model, not a curated record. The transcript is spliced from 3 exons. Bases 98 to 1603 code for a protein of 501 amino acids. NCBI's taxonomy places the organism in Eukaryota, Metazoa, Arthropoda, Insecta, Coleoptera, Lampyridae. Gene Ontology annotation, molecular function: heme binding; iron ion binding; oxidoreductase activity, acting on paired donors, with incorporation or reduction of molecular oxygen.